Saccharomyces mikatae IFO 1815 is the source of this 1809-nucleotide messenger RNA. RefSeq names its product amino acid permease GAP1 (gene GAP1). Gene Ontology annotation, cellular component: membrane. Lineage: Eukaryota; Fungi; Ascomycota; Saccharomycetes; Saccharomycetales; Saccharomycetaceae. Gene Ontology annotation, biological process: amino acid transmembrane transport. Gene Ontology annotation, molecular function: amino acid transmembrane transporter activity. The transcript has a single exon. The record is from RefSeq and is a predicted model, not a curated record. The coding region runs from base 1 to 1809 and encodes 602 amino acids.
AUGAGUAAUACUUCAUCGUACGAGAAGAAUAAUCCAGAAAAUUUGAAGUACAAUGGUAUUACCAUAGAUUCUGAAUUUUUAACUCAGGAACCAAUAACCAUUCCUUCAAAUGGGUCCGCAGCUUCCGCAGAGGAAGCAGGUUCAGGAUCUAAGUGGCAGGAUUUUAAAGAUUCGUUUAAGAGGGUAGAACCUAUUGCUGUUGAUCCUAAUCUUACGGAGGCUGAAAAGGUGGCAAUUGUCACUGCACAAACUCCAUUGAAGCACCACUUGAAAAAUAGACAUUUGCAAAUGAUUGCCAUCGGUGGUGCCAUCGGUACUGGUCUGCUGGUUGGGUCAGGUACCGCGCUAAGAACAGGUGGUCCCGCCUCUCUGUUGAUUGGAUGGGGGUCUACAGGUACCAUGAUUUACGCUAUGGUUAUGGCUCUGGGUGAGUUAGCUGUGAUUUUCCCGAUUUCCGGUGGGUUUACAACGUAUGCUACUAGAUUUAUUGAUGAAUCCUUUGGUUAUGCUAAUAACUUCAAUUAUAUGUUACAAUGGUUGGUUGUGCUGCCCUUGGAAAUUGUUUCUGCAUCCAUUACUGUAAAUUUCUGGGGUACGGAUCCAAAAUAUAGAGAUGGGUUUGUCGCACUCUUUUGGGUGGUAAUUGUUAUUAUCAAUAUGUUUGGUGUGAAAGGUUAUGGUGAAGCAGAAUUUGUUUUUUCAUUCAUUAAGGUCAUCACUGUGGUAGGGUUCAUUAUUUUAGGUAUUAUUCUAAAUUGUGGUGGUGGGCCAGAAGGUGGUUAUAUUGGUGGUAAGUACUGGCAUGAUCCUGGUGCCUUUGCUGGUGACACCCCUGGUGCUAAAUUUAAAGGUGUUUGUUCCGUUUUCGUUACUUCUGCCUUUUCUUUUGCUGGUUCAGAAUUGGUUGGUCUUGCCGCCAGUGAAUCUGUAGAACCAAGAAAAUCCGUUCCUAAGGCUGCUAAGCAAGUUUUCUGGAGAAUCACCUUAUUUUAUAUUCUGUCACUAUUAAUGAUCGGUCUUCUUGUCCCAUACAACGAUAAAAAUUUGAUCGGCGCCUCUUCUGUGGAUGCUGCUGCUUCACCUUUCGUCAUCGCAAUUAAAACUCACGGUAUUAAAGGUUUGCCAAGUGUUGUUAACGUGGUUAUCCUAAUUGCUGUGUUAUCUGUUGGUAAUUCUGCCAUAUAUGCAUGCUCCAGAACAAUGGUUGCUCUAGCUGAACAACGAUUCCUACCACAAAUCUUCGCCUAUGUCGACCGUAAGGGUAGACCAUUAGUAGGGAUUGGCGUUACCUCUGCAUUCGGUCUUAUUGCGUUUGUCGCCGCCUCUAAAAAGGAAGGCGACGUCUUCAACUGGUUACUUGCCUUAUCUGGGUUGUCAUCCCUUUUCACAUGGGGUGGUAUUUGUAUUUGUCACAUCCGUUUCAGAAAGGCGUUGACCGCCCAAGGUAGAGACCUGGAUGAGCUGUCUUUCAAAUCUCCUACAGGUGUUUGGGGGUCCUACUGGGGUUUGUUUAUGGUUGUUAUUAUGUUCAUUGCCCAAUUCUACGUUGCUUUAUUCCCCGUAGGUGGUUCUCCAAGCGCAGAGGGUUUCUUUGAAGCUUAUCUGUCCUUCCCACUUGUCAUGGCUAUGUAUAUCGGACACAAAAUCUACAAGAGAAACUGGAAGUUUUUCAUUCCCGCAGAAGAAAUGGACAUUGAUACUGGUAGAAGGGAAGUCGAUUUGGAGCUGUUAAAACAAGAAAUUGCAGAAGAAAAGGCAAUUAUGGCCACCAAACCAAGAUGGUACAGAAUCUGGAAUUUCUGGUGUUGA